This is a messenger RNA of Hyla sarda, 2635 nucleotides long. Its product is annotated as AT-rich interactive domain-containing protein 3A-like. NCBI's taxonomy places the organism in Eukaryota, Metazoa, Chordata, Amphibia, Anura, Hylidae. Gene Ontology annotation, cellular component: nucleus. Gene Ontology annotation, biological process: regulation of transcription by RNA polymerase II. Gene Ontology annotation, molecular function: DNA binding. The record is from RefSeq and is a predicted model, not a curated record.
ACGACAGACAAGAGACAGCGAUGAACCUGUCUGCCUCCACUAUUAGCAGCAUCAACAUGUCGAUGGAAGUAAAUGGAGUUGUGUACGCAGGUGUGUUAUUCGCCCACAGAGCAACGUCAUCUACAGGGACAAGCACAAGCUCCGUCAAUAACAAUGAGCACUCCAGUCAAUCUACAGCACAAAUUCCUCCACAGUCAUCAUCAUCAUCACAAGGACACCCUCCACCCAGUGAGCCCGCGCAGACCCUCAUCCAGAGCCCCUAAAACCUUACAUCCUCAUCCAAAGAGGGUGGGCUUCUUCGGAGGUGAGGAGGACUCUACUUGCAGGUGAAUUAUGCAUAGACAGGUGUGGGGCCGAACAAUGCGGGACUGUGCCAGCUGGAUGUGUCUCUCUGACUUCCUUCUGCUUCAGCCAUACCUGCAGCUGAUGAGAACAUGGCCUUUCGCAUUCAGUUGACCACCUGCUUCAACCACCCUACCUCUAACCAACCCACCUGGAGUAUAUCGUACCAAAGAUUGAGCCAGGUGACCUUACCUCUGUACAGAAACCCAGAUACACAUUGCCUCCGCCACCAGGAAGCCCCCUAUUCUUCUGGGCACAGGGCAUCGGCAUCAUUGCUUUUCAAGAGGUCAAGUCCAGCAUUUAACCAAUGGAAAAGACGAAUUCAUAAAUUGUAGCUUUUACCAAAGAUGAUAAAAGAGUUAAUUUAUUCAGUCUUAACAUAUGGAGUAGAGUAGAUAAGAGUGUUUUUUUUAUAUUAUUGUUAUUUUAAUCUGUGUUUGUGGAAUGAAUGCCCUCAAAGCAAUGGCCUCUGAGUUACUAUGAAAUCGUCCAGUGGAGAUCUCGAGUGACAGCGGUGAAGAUGAAGACAAGUCACUACUGGAAAAACACUGGAGACAACCAAAGAGUCAGCUCAGCUUUCUCCAGGAAGAUAAAGAACUAUCACAUUUACCUCAGACAGCAGUAGGCAAGGCCAAAAGAGAGGAAAUGGGGUCCAUCCAGAGACCCUUAACUCAACGGGAUGGAAGGUCCACCUGCUGUUUAUCAACAUGAUCCCUGGUGUACUGUGGAAAAAUGUAACGUCGGUCCUCGUGUCAUACUCCCAUGGAGCCUACAUGUAUUAGGAUGAUGGUGCCAGUACACAAUCGAGAAAAACGUAGGAAGGGAGGAUAAAAAAUAAGAUUUGCUUUCAGUGUAUGCAUUAGUUUGUGGUCAGGAGGACACCGGUGCUGGGACCUGGGCAACACACCUGGGACUUUUACAACAUUUAUGGAAUAUAACAUAAUUGAGUACAAAUAGGGUUAUCAAAAGGGAAAGAUCUAAACCUAUAAUCUGACACAGGAACUGCACCAGUUCCCUCGUUCUUAGACUGAAGUGUGACAUGCCCGAUCCUUGCUUCUCAGACAGGAAAAGUUGGGGAACAGUUGAGCAGUCGACAUACAUUGUUAGUGGGAUCCACCAAAACAAGUCCCUAUAUGCUACAAGACACAACUGUAGGAAUUACAGGUCCUUAGACUCUCUACGAGAACCAGUGAUAGGAAAACCAGCCCAUAGUCCCAACAAAAGACCUGUCUCUUUGAAGUCCUAGCAAUAGGCAAGACAAACUCUUAUGCUCUGCGAGAACCAAUUGUAGAAAUGACAAGUCUAUAGACUCUCUGCAAGAAACAGCUGUAGGAUGACAACCAGCCCAUAGACCAAACAGAGGAACACCUGUCCUUAGACUCGAUAAAGACCCAGCAGUAGGAAAGACAAACUCUUACGCUCUGCGAGAACCAAUUGUAGAAAUUACAAGUCUUUAGACUCUCUACAAGAAACAGCUGUAGGACGAUUACCAGCCCAAAAACCCAACAGAGGAACACCUGUCCUUAGAUUCUAUAAAGACCCAGCAGUAGGAAAGAAAAACCUUACGCUCUACGAGAACCAAUUGUAGGAAAGACAAGUCCUUAGACUCCACACCAACUGUGGGGAAAGACCAGACCUAAUAAGAGUUAACAAUUGGAAAGGCCAGACCUUGGACUGUACAAGAGCAGUCUGUAGACUUAACAGCCAGGUCCUUAGACUUUUUGAGACCCAUCUGUGGGAAAAUCUGCCAAUAGACUCUAUAAAAACCAAAUAUGAAAAGUCCUUAUACUCUGCAAGACCAAAUUGUAGGGAAAACCAGUCUUCGAACUGAACUCGAAAGGACCAAGUGUCAAUAAGGACCUGUCUUUAGACGCAAUUGUAGGAAAGACCAGUCCCUAGGCUUUACAAGACUAAACUGUUAGAAAGAACAGCCCUCAUACUCUUAAGGGAUCCAACAUCACCAAGAUCUGUCUUUAGGUUUUCAGAUACCUGACCAGAUGAACGUGGAGUCCUUACUCUCUACAAGACCCACCUGUAGGAAUGUCAGGUACUUAGACUCCACGAAACCCAACUUCAACUAAAAACCAGUCCUCAAGACACAUCAAUAAAGACUUUCCCUUAUACCGUACAAGUCAUAUAUGUAGGAAAGUCAAGACCUUCGGUUAUGUGAACCAGUUGUCGGAAUCACAGGUCCUUGGAUACCAGCAGCAUUGGACCUGGUGACCUAUUCACGUGUCAAAUGUUGCCCAUAACAAUCAGAUUGUAAGAACAACAUAAUAGGAAACUUAUUUUC